CGAAGAUUUCAUCGAUCUUCGCCUCUGAAAGUCUUCGAAACUUUUGUCUUCAAGUCGAAAGAUCUCGCCUCCGCACAGAUCCCAAAAUGGCCAACGACUAUUACAAGUACGACCCUUCGCUUCCUGCGGCAAUUAUCUUUACAGCCUGCUUUGGUCUAUCCGCAAUUGGCCAUGCCUUUCAGAUCUUAAAGACGCGAACAUGGUACUUCAUCCCAUUCUUCAUCGGCUGUCUUGUUGAGAUCAUCGGUUAUGCUGGACGCUCGAUCAAUGCUACCGAGACCCCUAAUUGGUCAAGAGGUCCAUACAUCAUCCAAGCUCUACUGUUGCUUCUUGGACCUCCUUUCUAUGCAGCAUCGAUAUACAUGAUCUUCGGACGAUUGAUUACACUGCUUGAUGCCGAGAAACACUCGCUCAUUCGAGUCAAGUGGAUUACCAAGCUGUUUCUCCUUGGAGACAUCAUAUCGAUUUUCGCUCAAGCUAUUGGUGGCGGCUCUCUUGCGGGUGCUGAUACAAAGGCGCAGAAGGAUCGUGGGCAGAUGAUCAUCAUCAUUGGCUUGGCCAUUCAGAUUGCUUUUUUCGGGUUCUUCAUGGUUGUGACCGCCUUGUUCCACUACCGUAUCAAGCGUGAACCCACCUCGAGGAGUUUGUCGGUGUCGACCCCUUGGCCAAAGCUACUAAUGGUUCUCUAUGGAACAAGCUUGCUCAUCAUGGUCCGAUCCCUGUUCCGAGUUAUCGAGUAUGUCAUGGGAGAAGAUGGGGAACUUCAGUCGAAGGAGGUGUACCUUUACAUCUUUGAUGCCCUUAUGAUGCUGGUUGUGUCGGGGGUUUUCAACUGGUUCCACCCUUCCCGGAUUAUCAACAAGUCACAUGGCGAAAUCGUUCCCAACUCGGACUCCGAGAAUCAGCUCGUAAGAAAGGGUCUGCAUUUACCUUGCUAA
Colletotrichum acutatum is the source of this 938-nucleotide messenger RNA. RefSeq names its product RTA1 like protein-domain-containing protein. The transcript is spliced from 4 exons. The coding region runs from base 87 to 938 and encodes 283 amino acids. The record is from RefSeq and is a predicted model, not a curated record. Gene Ontology annotation, cellular component: membrane. NCBI's taxonomy places the organism in Eukaryota, Fungi, Ascomycota, Sordariomycetes, Glomerellales, Glomerellaceae.